AGUUAGGCUGGUGAAUAGACUUUAAAAAACUUCCUUUAUCAACCGACAUUUCUCUUUUUUUAAAGAUUUCAACUUUUCGAAAUUUACGACGGUAGGUUCUUAUUUAGUAGCCUUUUUUCUUAACAAAAGAUAAAUUUAGCCCAUUGACCACAAUUCUAAGUUGUAAAAUUUAGAAGCAAAAAGGGAAUAGAUAGGAUUUUUUAACAUUUUAUUUACUUAGAAUCUAUAGUAUAUCAUUACUGUAAUUAUGUAAAAUCAUUGAAGCGUUUAUUAUAAAUUCACUUUAUAGUUUAAACUGUCGAUAUGUGAAUAAAUUAAAAUAAUUAGCUAUUGAAACUAUAACUAUAAAAUGCUAUCUUUAUAAAAGACUAAACUAUCCUUUCUUUUAAUAGUUUUUAUACGUAAUAGGUAAAAUGGUGAAUCAAUAAACAUGACCUAUUAUUGAAACAUCUUUUAUAUUUAUUUUAAUACUAUACAGUAUAUUCAGUAUUCUCACAAAGUAUUGGUAAACUAAAAUUUAUAUGACAAAACUAUACUUCUUCUAUUAGAUUAAAUACUUAAUAGAUGGAAUGAAUUAUUAUUUUUAAUGUCGAAUUCUUUUAGUUAUGUCUGAAGCUUUGGAUAAUUUACUCGAGGAUGAAAAAGAUUGGAAAAAUUUAAUAGAAGAUAAUUUUGCGAUUAUUACGGAAAUUCUUAGACCGGACGAUGUUGCUAAUUGGUUAAGGCAAGAAAAGAUUCUACGUCAGGCAAACUUUGAAGAUGUCACAAAUCCACAUAGCAACAAUAAAAAAAGAGCACAAAUACUACUCGAUAUUGUUUUGUCUCGAAGUAGUCAUGGAAUAAAGAAAUUUUUAACUAUUAUUAGCUAUGAAUAUCCAGUACUCUUUACUAAAAUCACUGGUUUAGAACCUUUUGAUCUUCCUGACGAUUACACUCCAAAGAGGUUAUCAACUUACGCAACAAAUGUUUGCAAAAAAUCUCUUAAAACGGCUAUUAAUAAAUAUCAACUAGCCCAUGUUGAACUGGAUACAGCCUUAAAACUUGAGUUAAAUAAAUUACUUCAAGGAGGAGAUUCACGUCUGACUGAAUUGAGGUUUAAAAUUGACGAACUUCAAGAACAAUCUGACUUUUAUAAAGAGAAAUAUAGUAAAGCAAUUUGUCAGAGCACUGAGUUAAAAGCUGAAAAUGAGAAGCUAAAAAGAUAUCUUCAACAAUAUGAAGCAGAUUUUAAUUCAAACGACAACUCUCAUCCCGUCUCCUUACGUCAAAAUAAUGCUUCAUCAUCCUCACUAUCUGGUCGAAUGGGAAUAAUUGUCGAGAAUGAAAUCAUUGGAAGUUCAAGUAAUAUUAAUCACAGCUCCCUAAAUCAAGUAUUUGAAUUAGCAUCUUCCAAAAGACUUGAAGAGACAGAACGAGAAUUAAAAGAUAAAAUAAAUGCAAUGGAAUACUGGAAGGAGCAAGCAUUGUAUCAUAAAGAUAGAUUUGAAAAGAUAUAUGAAUUAUUAAAAGAUCCCAGAAUGCCAUAA
This is a messenger RNA of Dimorphilus gyrociliatus, 1526 nucleotides long. NCBI's taxonomy places the organism in Eukaryota, Metazoa, Annelida, Polychaeta, Dinophilidae. The record is from the annotation of a GenBank genome assembly.